CCGAGCCGGGGCUCCUCCUCUUCUUCCUUCUUGCAGCACACGAAGAGCUCGGCUCCCUCGGUCCCUCCCCGCGGCGCAUUCUCCCGUACAAAGCCUUCUCUCUCUCCACGCCGCUCGCCGCGUUGUACCGACAGAGCCCGAGAGAGAGACAGAGCAGCAGCAGCGCGGAGAGGACCCGAAGAUCUCUUCCUCCAGCCAGCGCGCCAUGGCGAGGUUCGACCCGUACGAGAACAACGGCGGCACGUGCGUGGCCGUCGCGGGGGCCGACUACUGCGUCGUCGCCGCCGACACCCGCCUCUCCGUCGGAUACAGCAUCCUCUCCCGCGCCCACUCCAAGAUCGCCCACCUGGCGGACAAAUGUGUUUUGGCCUCAUCUGGGUUUCAGGGUGAUAUCAAAGCUUUGCAGAAGAACCUGACUGCGAAGGAAUUGGUAUAUGAACACAACCAUAACAAGAAGAUGAGCUGCCCUGCCAUGGCACAAUUACUGUCAAACACGCUCUACUAUAAGAGAUUCUUCCCAUACUAUGCUUUCAAUGUGUUGGGUGGACUGGAUAGCGAAGGUAAAGGCUGUGUCUUCACAUAUGAUGCUGUUGGUUCAUAUGAGCGGACCGGUUAUAGUGCUCAGGGAACAGGCGCAACAUUGAUGAUGCCUGUUCUAGACAACCAGUUGAAAUCUCCUAGUCCUCUUCUACUGCCAGCUAGGGAUGCAGUGACGCCCCUGUCUGAAUCGGAGGCUGUUGAUCUGGUGAAGGACGUUUUUGCAUCAGCCACAGAAAGAGAUAUAUACACUGGAGAUAGUGUGGAAAUUGUAGUCAUCAACAGCUCCGGCACCCAUAGGGAGUGCAUUGAGCUGAGGAAGGAUUAGUUUGGGAUACCUGUGAAACAUUACCGUGGAACAUCACUUGUUACAACAGGUCCCUACCACAAGCAAAAUGAUUUUACAUUUUCUGUUGUGUCAGGUGUAUUUUUCUUCCUGUUUGUUUGUUCACUAUUGCAAGAUUGGCUAUACACACAUUGUAUUUAUCAUAGUCUGCUAUACCCAGUACUUAUUUGGAUUACUUA
This is a messenger RNA of Brachypodium distachyon (stiff brome), 1062 nucleotides long. RefSeq names its product proteasome subunit beta type-1. The transcript has 6 exons. The record is from RefSeq and is a predicted model, not a curated record. Bases 206 to 865 code for a protein of 219 amino acids. Lineage: Eukaryota; Viridiplantae; Streptophyta; Magnoliopsida; Poales; Poaceae. Gene Ontology annotation, cellular component: proteasome core complex.